Molecule: messenger RNA, 864 nt
Organism: Neodiprion fabricii
Lineage: Eukaryota; Metazoa; Arthropoda; Insecta; Hymenoptera; Diprionidae
Exons: 3
Coding region: 1-864 (287 amino acids)
Cellular component (GO): extracellular region
Molecular function (GO): chitin binding
Source: RefSeq, a predicted model, not a curated record
AUGCUUUUUGGGAUCGUUAACAAUCCUGCUCUGGCAGCGGUACAAUUCUUUGCUGUUGUGACGAUCGCCGUGUCUGCGGACGUUGUUAAUUACUGGCCGCAAUGUCGUCAAAAUUUGGAAUACUCGUUACCGGACAGUGCAUACUGCGAUAAAUACUUCGUCUGCAAGGACGGAGUUUUGACCGAACGUUUCUGUCCGGACGGACUCGGCUUCGUUCCUUACGCUGGCUGCAAGCCCCUGCAUCAGGUCGAAUGCGGACCACGGAAUCAGCUGCAGACGCCUCUCGGUACCGGGAAGUGCCAGCGGUUAAAUGGCGUUUUUUCCGCCCCAGAGGGAUGCGGGCGAUUUUACAAAUGCUACCAGGGGUUCGCUCAGCCUGACGCUUGUCCGAAAGGUCAGAUGUUCGACGACGUAAAGGUGCAGUGUCGGUAUCCCACGAGUGCCGAGCUCUCGGUUUGCACUCCAAUUUGGUACCCGGAAACGGCCACCACUCAAGCUCCUGCAGUUUCGGUAGUUCCUGUCGUUCCUGUUGCUCCCGUGGCUCCCGUGAUUCCUGCGGUGCCGCCGUCCGAAAUGCAGACCGUAACAUUUCUACCUGCGGGUUACAGCCUCGAAGGAUUAGAAAUCAUCGUUCCUGAUCCAAAUCUAUACAAAUGCCCAGCGAAUGACGCCUAUCCCUUCGGGGCUCAUUCCCGUCAUCCGAUAGCUGGGAAUUGCAAAUUCUUCUUACUCUGUCAAUCUGACGGAGUGAAAAAAAUUGCCGGAUGUCCAGAUGGCCUGGGAUUUAAUCCGAAGUCAAGUCUCUGUGAAGAUUCGAGAAAUAUUCCCGGCUGUGUUUACUAUUAUAGCAGUCCUAAGCAGUAA